UGAGGAGUGGUCGCACAUAAUUCAAUGCACUGUGUGCUCGUGCAGUGGGAUUCGUCUUUUUCUCCGACAGAUGCACAGUUUUCGGGACGCCCUUAGACAAUGGGGAAGACACUGACGUUUCUUUCUGUUUUAUUCAUUACGUCAUGUUUCCUACACAGCACUACACAGCAAACAGGAUGCCUGGAUGAAAACCCGGCGUAUGACAUUGUCUUUCUCGUGGAUAGUUCUAGCAGCAUCGGCACUCGAGACUUCCGGGAGCUUAAGACGUUCAUGCACACUUUUGUGGAUGGUUUGGAUAUUGACACUAAAAAUGUGCAAGUUGGCCUUGCACAAUUCAGCACCGAUCCCCACAAAGAGUUUCUGCUGGGGGACUAUGCAAACAAAGCAGAGCUGAUCAAGAAAAUAGAUGACCUUCCAUACCGAACAGGAGGCACGUACAUGGGAAAAGCCAUGAAUUUCCUUAAGGACAGUUAUUUCACGAGUGCAGGUGGAAGCCGUAUCAAUGAAAAAGUGCCUCAGAUCGUUGUGGUGAUCACAGAUGGAGACUCAGCCGAUGAUAUAAAGGGACCUGCUGAAGAUCUGCGACAGAAGGGUAUUAUUAUAUUUGCUAUUGCUGUUGGUCCCACCAAUAUGACUGAAUUGAAGGCAAUCGCCAACAGCCCACCUGAGCGUUUUGUCGUUAAUAUCGACAAUUACCAAGCACUGCAAGGACUGACGACCACCGUGAAAGAGACAGUCUGUAUCUUGAUGAGGGAUCAGGGGGAAGCUCUUGCUCCAAAGUUUGCUGAUGUAUUUGUCCUGGUGGAUAGCUCGGCCCAGGCGGAAACACAGCAGAUAAGAGAACUUCUCAACCAACUGGCUGUGCAGCUCAAUGUGGGCGAUGCAUCUCAUAAGAUCGCUCUGGCUCAGUUUGGCGAGACCGUUGUCAAAGAGUUUCUGUUCAAAGACUACCAAACCAGGAAAAAAGCCAUAGAAUACAUAAAUCGGUUCGAGCCCAGGCCCAACGGAGAGCGAAAAUUAGGAAAAGCCAUAGAUUAUGUUCGCACUCAAUUUUUUAACACGGCGUCCGGCAGCGAUAUUGCUAAAGUCAACAAGCGGUAUCUUCUGGUUCUGAGAACAGGGAACUCAAACGACUCCACUGUGAGGGCUAUACAAACAAUGAAGAAUGAGGAUGUGACCGUUAUUGAUAUCAGAUUGGAAGCAAAUUUACGCUAUCUGUCACCUAAUAUACGUCAUUUCCAGAUUGACCAGAAUAUUUUUGAUGUUGCUUCAGACAUCACAAAAAGGAUUCAGGAAAAAGAAACUUUCAAUGUUACAGGAGACUGCAGAUCAGCCCAAGUGGCGGAUAUUGUGUUUAUUGUGGAUGAAUCGGGUAGCAUCGACAGAAGCAACUUUGAACUGAUGAAACGCUUCCUCCAACGCACAAUUAGCGGUCUAGAAGUGAAAUCUGACAGUGUGAGGGUGGGAUUGAUACUUUACAAUGACAGACCCAGUGCUGAAUUCUACUUGGACACAUUUGUAAACAAGGAUGAUAUUCUGAACUACAUUAAAAUCAUACCAUACAGAGGUGGAGGAACCGCAACUGGUGCUGCCCUGAAGUUUGCCAAAGACAAUCUGUUUACUAAGACCAGGGGCAGCAGGAAAGCUCUUGGUAUAAAGCAGAUUGCUGUUGUCGUCACUGAUGGCGAGUCACAAGAUGACGUCAGCGCCACAGCUGCUGAGCUGAGGCGCUCAGGAGUCUCUGUUUAUGCCCUUGGGGUGAAGAAUGCUAGUAGGGACGAACUCACAAAAAUUGCAUCCUACCCCGAAAGGCAAUUUGUGUUCAAUGUGGAAAGUUUCCAGAUGCUUAGUUCACUGGAGAAAAGCCUCAGAAAGAGCCUUUGUAAGGAUGUGGUCAAUCGAGGUUUUGACAAGAACGAUAGAUUACUCCUAAAACAAGGAUGUGUGAACACAGAGGAAGCAGACAUUUAUUUCUUGUUGGACAACUCUGGCAGCACUCGUGCCGACUUCGAAGAUGUGAAGAAAUUGAUCCUAGGCUCUCUGCAAGUAUUCAACAUUGGAAGAAAUCAAGUUCGCGUGGGAGUUGCUAAAGUCGACCGUGAUCCAACUCUACAAUUCAGCCUGACGGAGCACAAAAACAGAGCCUCUUUAGAAGCAGCUGUGAAGAACAUCAUUCGACCCAAUGGAGGCACAGAGACAGGCAAAGCACUAACUUUUGUGGCCGAUCUCUUUAAUCAGGCUAAAGAGUCCCGUAAGGCUAUGGUGCAGGAGAUUCUCAUUGUCAUAACUGAUAAGAAGUCCCAAGAUGACGUGAGUGAACCAGCGGCAGAGCUGAGAGCUCAAGGUGUUUCAGUUUAUGCCGUUGGAGUUAAGAAUGCCAACCAGGAUGAGCUCUUGAAGAUGACGGCUGAUAAAACUAAGAAGUUCUAUGUGACCAACUAUGAUGCCCUGAAUGCUCUCAAGGGCGAAAUUGUUACAGAUAUUUGCUCACAAAAAGCCUGCAAGAACACUGUGGCCGAUAUCAUGUUUUUGAUUGAUGGCUCAUCUAGCAUUUACAGCCUAGAUUUUAUAUCAAUGAAGACUUUCAUUACUAAAGUUAUAAAUGGUACUGUCAUCGGAGAAGAUAAUGUGCACAUUGGUGUGGUCCAGUUUAGCAGCACACCACAGGACCAAUUUGCCCUGAAUAGGUUCAAUAACAAAGAUGAAGUAGAGGAAGCGAUUAACAGCAUUACACAGUUAGGAGGGGACACAUACACAGGAGAUGCACUAUUGUUUAUUUCAAAGUAUUUUGAUGCAUCCAACGGUGGUCGGCCAGAUGUCCCGCAGUUCCUCAUAGUUAUCACAGAUGGGGACGCUCACGAUGCUGUCGCCUUACCUGCCAAGGCCAUCAGAGACAAGGGUGUCACCAUCUUCUCAAUAGGUGUGGGCAACAUAAACGCCACACAGUUGUGGGAAAUCAGUGGAACUCGAGACAAAGUGUACGUGGAGAGGGAUUUCGCUGCACUUCAGUCCAUUGAGAAAAACCUCCAAUUCAAGCUCUGCAGCACUGACGCAGGUUGUGAGAGCUUACAAUUGGCAGAUGUGAUCUUCUUGGUGCAGUGCACCAGACGGAUUCGUUUUCAAGAUUUUGAAAACAUUAAAAACCUUUUAAUUUCUGUGGUGAACAGCACACAGAUUGGGGAGAGUCUAGUUCGCAUUGGUGUUAUUAUCUACUCUGACACUCCGAAUCAGUUCUCUUUAAACCAGCACACAAGUAAACGUCAAUUACUGGAGGCUAUAACAUCCCUUCAGUCCCCACUUGGAAACGGCUACACAGCAAAAGCUCUUGGAUACUCUCUCUCUUACUUUAAUGAAGCAAAUGGUGGGCGCCAAAAACGAGGCGUCCCUCAGAUGCUAUUCGUGAUCACGGACGGUGAUGCAAGAGACCGGGAAGACCUACUUGCACGGGCUGAUGAGUUUACAGCAAAACAUAUAAAUGUGUUUGGAAUUGGAGUGGCCAGAGCUCAAGAUAGUGAGCUGGAGAUGAUUACCAAGAACAAAAACAAAAUAUUCCAUGUUAAUAAUUACCCGGCCCUUCAAGAUCUGCAGACGAACAUCUCAGGUGUCAUCUGCAAUGCAACCAAACCAGAAUGCCAGAACGUGGUCGCUGACCUGGUGUUUCUGAUUGAUGGAUCUGAAAGCAUCAAUGAGGAGUCAUGGAAAACUAUGAUUGAUUUCUUGCUUAAUGUUGUGGACAAGCUCCGUAUUUCUUCAGAACUUAUCAGAAUCGGUAUAGCCCAGUUCAGCAACUUAUAUCAGAAAGAGUUCUACUUGAAUGAGUAUAAAGAUGCAGAUGGGGUGAAAUCAGCAAUUCGAAAAAUCAGACAAAUUAAAGAUGGGACGUACAUUGGAAAAGCUCUGCGUAACGUUGUGGAAUUCUUCGAGGAAAGCAAAGGGAGUCGCAGACAGAACAACGUACCGCAGAAUCUCGUGCUCAUCACUGAUGGUAAAUCAUCAGACGAAGUGAACGAAGCAGCCGAUGAUCUCAGACGCCUGCAAAUAAAUGUUUUUGCGAUAGGAAUUGGGACUGUCUCAAUGCAACAGCUCAGCUAUAUUGCCGGGUCACCGGAUAGGCUAUUCGAAGUGCAGAACUUCAACUACCUUAAUCUGACAACAGCAACAUUUGUUGAUACCCUUUGCUUUCCUGGACCUGUAUCCCAACAAGCAAGUUGUACAGUUGACAUUGGCAUCGGAUUUGAUAACUCCCGCACCAGUUCAAGUUCUCGCUCAAUCUUUACUGACCAGAAAAAGCUGCAGGCCUACCUGCCUGAGAUCAUCCGUUACAUUUCAGUUGUGCACAACUUGUGCUGUAUCACCCAACCAACCCUCAAUAACAACGUAGGCUUCCGAUUGGUUGAUGCUGAUGGAAGGAAGCUGGAUGAUUUAUCUUUCGAAGAGUACAGUGAAGGUGUGGUACAAAAAGUGAAGGCACUGCAGACUUCCCAAUCUCUCAAAUUUAACACCAAUCUUCUACGCUCUUUUGAGGAGAAGUUUAGAGCUUCCAAUUCUUAUGUAAAGGUGCUGAUCAUCUUUACAGAUGGGUUGGAUGAGCCUGUUGAGGAUCUUCUGCCUGCCGUCGGGAGCCUCAAGACAAGUGGUGUAAAAGCUCUGCUGACUGUGGCCCUGGAUGGAUUUAAAAGCACUUUUGACCUGCAGAGGCUGGAGUUUGGUCGAGGGAUGCAUUACAAGCAGCUUCUCUCUAUUGGCAUGCAGAAUGUGGCCAGUGUCAUGCAGAAGGAGAUUGACACAGUUGUCUCAAGGGAGUGCUGUAACGUGUUGUGUAAAUGCACUGGUCAUGAGGGAGCACGUGGAAAUCAGGGUCCUCCAGGGUUGAAGGGCUCACCUGGACAGAAAGGGCUUCCUGGUUACCCUGGAGAAGAAGGAGGGCCUGGUGAAAGAGGGAUUCGUGGUUUGAAUGGAACUCAAGGACACCAGGGAUGCAUUGGGAAAAGAGGCAUGAAGGGUGGCAGAGGCUACAGAGGCGACAAUGGAGAUGAGGGAGAAGAUGGUUUAAAUGGUGUAAAUGGUGAACAGGGUGUAACUGGAGCAGCGGGAAGCGCAGGAGGGCGAGGAGAUCCAGGAAGCCCAGGUCCAAGAGGUAUCAGAGGAAGCCCUGGAACCCCAGGACAACGAGGCCUGAGAGGAGAUCCGGGAAGUUCAGGAUUGGACAACAACAUCCGGGGUCCUAAAGGUGACGUUGGCGGUCCAGGCAUACAGGGUGAACCAGGUCCAGAUGGCCUUCCAGGCCAAAUUGGUGAUAGUGGAAGACCAGGUCUUGGUAGCAGAAGAGGCUCAGCGGGUGUACCGGGUCUCAGAGGGCCUCCAGGAGAACCAGGACAACUAGGACUCCCUGGGGCCUCAGGUCCAAUGGGUGCUCUCGGUCCACCUGGUCCGGUUGGGCAGAAAGGUUUUAUUGGUCUACCUGGACCUCAGGGACCACCUGGCUCUCCAGGAAGGCCAGGAAUUAAAGGAAGCAUUGGUUCCAGAGGAAAUAAGGGCCAGCCAGGUGAUCCUGGAGAUAAGGGAUCUUUCGGACCUCCAGGCCCCAGAGGACAGCUGGGAAAAGAUGGUGUAGAUGGCUAUGGAUUCCCCGGACUCAAAGGACAGAAGGGAGAUUCUGGUUUCCCAGGUCAUCCUGGACUUCAGGGUGAACGGGGCUUGAAAGGAGUAAAUGGAGGUGGUGGUCCUAAAGGCAACAGGGGAAGAGGGGGCAAUGCUGGCAGGGCAGGAACAGCUGGAGAUCCUGGCAGCGAGGGGGUGACUGGACACAGGGGCCCAAAAGGACCACGAGGAGCCAGACAGAUGUCUGACUGUCAACUGAUCUCAUAUGUUCGAGACAACUGUUUGUGCUGCAGAAAUAAUAUAAAAUGCCCUGCCUAUCCCACUGAUCUUGUGAUUGGCAUGGACAUGUCUGAAGAUGUGACGCCUCAAGGCUUCGAACGCAUGCGUGCUGUAGUCCUGAGACUCUUGGACAAUAUCAAUAUUGCAGAGAGCAGCUGCCCGACGGGGGCUCGGGUGGCUGUGGUUUCCUACAGUUCCUACACCAAAUACAUGAUCCGCUUUAACGACUAUCACCGCAAGAAGCAGCUUAUUGAUGCAGUGAAUAAUAUCGCCCUGGAACGCUCUUCAAACCAGCGUAACAUAGGCGCUGCCAUGGGGUUUGUGGGGAGAAACGUCCUGAAGCGUGUGCGAAAGGGUGUCCUGAUGAGGAAAGUUGCAAUCUUCCUCUCCGCCGGAGAAUCUCAGGAUUCAACCUCCCUCACCACGGCCAUUCUAGAGUACAAAGCCCUGAACAUUAAGCUCGGGGUUAUCGGACUGAGGAAUGUCCCUAGUAUUAGAAAAGCUUUUCAGGCAGAUGAAAGCAAGAGUUUUAUCUUCACUGUGCUGGGAAGAUUGCAAGACCAGAAUGAGACUCUGAGUAAGAUCCAGAGUUGUGUUAUCUGCUUUGAUCCCUGCAGACCAGCAAGAGAAUGUGAGGGCACCAACCUGGCAUCUGCUCCUCAGGAGUUGGACUUGGACUUGGCUGUGAUUGUGGACGGCUCUCGUAGCAUCCUGGCCGACGAAUACGAGGGUGUGAAGGAGGUGCUCGGCGGUGUGCUAGAUCAGAUUGUUGUGAGCAGUCGACCCAAUAAUGCAAGAGUGGCCGUCUACCAGCAGAGCUCUACGUACAGUGAAGCCCAGUCUGCUGUGAAAGUCAUAUUUGGCUUCCAACAGUUCCCUGAUCGUGAUCUAAUGAAGAGAAGCAUCUACCAAGAUCUAAAGCAAACCGGAGGCUCUUCCAGACUCGCCCUUGCGCUCGAAUACGCCGUGAUGCAGGGCAUCCUCACGGUUCCAAGGGGUCGCAAGUACAAGAUGGUACUGGUCAUCAUAGGGGAAGAGAUGGCAUCUCAGGACAGAGCAAAGCUGGACUUUAUCUCCAAGGUGGCGAAGUGUGAGGGUGUUGUUCUCUUCACCCUGAUGGUGGGUGACCACAUCAGCAGUACUCAGGUGGAAGAGCUUGCCAGCUUUCCUUCAGAACAGCACAUCAUUCACCUGGGCCACUUGAAACACGGAGAGCAGGAGUACACACAGCGCUUCAUGAGGACGUUCUUCCACAUUCUGAGCAAAAAUCUGAACUCCUACCCUCCUCCAUCACUCGAGAGUCAGUGUAGUAGUGGUCAACAAGGUCCAGGUCAGCGUUUGGACUACGAGGCUGCAGAGAGACCUGUACAUAGGAUUCCUGUGCCACCCGUAAACCCAAAUGUGGUGAAAGUGGAGAUGGAGGAAGAAGACGCUGCACAGGAGGAGACUGAGGACCAGCAUACAUCAGGCCGUGGAGACUCAUUAGUCAAGUCUCCCCUUGACCGCACAGACAGUUUCUGUCACCUGAACAGUGACCGUGGAACCGUCUGUGGUGAAUAUAUGCAGCAGUGGUAUUAUAAAGAAGCAGUUGAUGCAUGUUUACCCUUCUGGUACGGGGGCUGUGACGGUAACCGUAACCGUUUCAGUUCAGAAAAGGAAUGCCUUCAGACCUGCGGCAAACAAAAUCCUGAGCAAAUCCUGCAGGCAAAAAAGGAAACCACAUUAUUUGAUGAUGCGUGCCUCAUGAAACAGGAUGUGGGGCCCUGCACUAACUAUGUUUUAAACUGGUACUAUGACGUCCAGCAGAAUGAAUGUAUACACUUCUGGUUUGGAGGAUGUGGAGGAAACAAAAACAAGUUUGACACACAGGAGGAGUGUGAAGCCCUUUGUCUAAAGAACAUUUAACGUGAAUGACUUUCUAAAUUACACUUGUUACAUUUGAACAUUAUGUUCACCUUGCAUUUAGCUAUUUUUUUUUUUUUAAAUAUACAAUUAUGUUUUUACAACAACAAAAAAAGAGCUAAAAAUUACUCACCGGCAUCCAACACAAAAGAAAAUUAGCACUUAUUUAUCAUCAUAUUUUAAUAAAGUCAUACACCAUCAGCUAAGUCACAGUGUAUGUUAAUGUACAUAAAGUUUGUUAGUGAAGAAGUUCUGUGACAGCAAUAAUGUGGAAUAACAUUUUUUUGAUACAAAAUAAAACAAAACAUUUGAA
This is a messenger RNA of Pimephales promelas (fathead minnow), 8095 nucleotides long. Lineage: Eukaryota; Metazoa; Chordata; Actinopteri; Cypriniformes; Leuciscidae. The record is from RefSeq and is a predicted model, not a curated record.